Molecule: messenger RNA, 592 nt
Organism: Lolium perenne
Lineage: Eukaryota; Viridiplantae; Streptophyta; Magnoliopsida; Poales; Poaceae
Product: protein NUCLEAR FUSION DEFECTIVE 2
Biological process (GO): RNA processing
Molecular function (GO): ribonuclease III activity
Source: RefSeq, a predicted model, not a curated record
AUGGGCCGGCCCUGCCUCCUCGCCGUCUUCGGCACCUCGCACCCACAUGCCCGGGCCCUGGACUCCUCCCCCGCGGCCGCGGAACCGCUCGCCGCCUCCGCCUCCCCGUUCGACGCGGCGCUGGCGGCCCUCCAGAACCAGAUCGGCUACGCGUUCCGGUCCCCGGACCUGCUCCGCCGGUCCAUGACGCACGCCUCCUACUCGCGGGAGAACGGGCGCGCGCUCGCCGUGCUGGGCCUCGCCGCGUCCCAGUCGGCCGCGGCGCUGCGCGCCCUCGCCAACGACCGCGACGCGCCGGCCUCCGCGGUCUCCCGCGCCGCGCGCGACGCCGGGGAGGCCGCCUGCGCCGCGGCGGGCGCGCGCGCGGGCAUCCCGGCGAUCGUGCGCGUCGCCGGCGGGACCAAGGCGUCCGCGGCGCCCGUCGUGUGCGGCGCGCUCAGGGCGCUGGUCGGCGCCGUGGCGGUCGAUAACGGGACCGCCGACGCCGCCGCGGAGGUCUUCUGGCGGCUCCAGGUGCUCUCGGCAACCGCCGCCAUGUGAUGCGACCAGACCACGAAUGUUCGUCCGAGAGGGUUUGCAGUUGCGGAUCAGU